Messenger RNA from Spirodela intermedia, 231 nucleotides. Lineage: Eukaryota; Viridiplantae; Streptophyta; Magnoliopsida; Alismatales; Araceae. The record is from the annotation of a GenBank genome assembly.
AUGAGGGAGAAACUUCUGGGAGAGAUGAUCGUGAAGAAGGUGAUAGAGGCGGAGGCGAUCUGCUCAGGGGACGGGGCGUCAGAUGAGUGCGAGGUGGCGUGGGACGAGGUCGAGGAGGUGAGCCGGGCCAAGGCGGAGCUCCGCCGUCCUCUCACCGGGAGCGAACGAGAUCCGCUGGACUCCUGCCAGCAUAACCCCGAGGCGGAGGAGUGCCGCGUCUACGAAGACUGA